Messenger RNA from Capronia coronata CBS 617.96, 1011 nucleotides. RefSeq lists its product as uncharacterized. The transcript has a single exon. Bases 1 to 1011 code for a protein of 336 amino acids. The record is from RefSeq and is a predicted model, not a curated record. NCBI's taxonomy places the organism in Eukaryota, Fungi, Ascomycota, Eurotiomycetes, Chaetothyriales, Herpotrichiellaceae.
AUGCCUGCGAGGAUCGAGGCCGAAUCGCCUACUGGCAGCACUGAUACCAGUACCUCCGUGCUUGCAAAGCUCAGUCAGCCUCAUUUCGACCCUGUCGACUUCCUCAAUGAAACUCUUCCCGUACUGCACAUUGCAUCGCAAACACAGCCACAGAAGGCGAGCAGAACCGCGCAUAUCCAGACCGUUUCAACCGAGACCCUCGCAGUCCUGAAUGCACUCAACACAUUAAACAUCCGGGCCUCCUCCGAGCUAAGCGCUUUGACGGACGAGAUCAUUCGCAGUGGAAACCGUCUGGCCUACGAAGUGGAGGUUCUGCGUGGCGAUGUAAACGGGCUUCAUGACCUAUUGACAGAGUCUUUGCGAGACGAUAUCAGCCGUUUCGUACAGAGUGAAGUGCUAAAAGGAACGUUGGAAGCUCCGGAUGCCCACGAUUACGACUUGAACAAUGGGCAAGAAGCAGAGAAGGUGGAAGAGCCUGAAUUCAUGACACAGUUGCGGUCACUCGGGAAAGUCAAGACGCGCCUUGAAGCUGUCAUCGCACUCUUCGGAGAGGCGAUGAAGUGGCCAAUCCCUCCUUCGGAAUUGUCCAUGGCCUCCUCUCUGAUUUCUGUGUCGUCCCCGGAACUAGGCAUCCAGAGCACGGAGGAAGAUGACAAGGCACGCGAGGUGUUGAAGGGCAUACGGACAGAGAUCACCGAUCUUCUUGACUCAGUGUCUGGUGGCUACGCGGGUCUUGAAGCAGCCACACAAAGGGUCGAGGCAUACAGACAACUGUCAAUGCUAUGGAAAGGGACGGGCGAAGAAAGAGCAAGAACCAAGUUUGUGGACUCUCUCGUGAAGAUUGUGGAAGAUAGGAAGAAGGCUCUAGGACGUGGCGGUGCUCGAAAUGCUAGAGCCGAUGGAUCAGGCUCCUCCACGGGUUGGAAUCAAAAGGGACUGGGUGAGGGCGGUGGUGCCGCUGGACUGUUCAGAAAUCUGCAGCGUUUGAAGGAUGAUCUGUAUCUUGAAUAA